Messenger RNA from Octopus bimaculoides (California two-spot octopus), 530 nucleotides. Its product is annotated as box C/D snoRNA protein 1-like. Gene Ontology annotation, cellular component: nucleus; pre-snoRNP complex. NCBI's taxonomy places the organism in Eukaryota, Metazoa, Mollusca, Cephalopoda, Octopoda, Octopodidae. Gene Ontology annotation, biological process: maturation of LSU-rRNA from tricistronic rRNA transcript (SSU-rRNA, 5.8S rRNA, LSU-rRNA); snoRNA localization; box C/D snoRNP assembly. The record is from RefSeq and is a predicted model, not a curated record.
AUGCUUAUCAUUAAUUUCAGAUCUAAACUUAUUCAGUGGGACGUAUCUUGGGUAUUUCCACAGGCUGGAGUUUCACUUAAAGAAGAAAGAAUGUCUGAAGACUUGACCAUAAUGGAAGCAUUUCAAAGUAUAUUCAACACAAGUAAAGCUGCAUCGUUGUUUUUAUAUAAGCUCAAUCAAUAUCGAAAUGCAGAUCCAAAGAAGCUGUGCUUUUUAAUGAAAGCAGAAAUGUAUCCCUCAAAAGAUAUGCAUUAUUACACAUUACAAGCGGACAAAACGUUUCUUGAUAAUUUAUAUGGAAAGACCCUUCUGGAGCAUCCAAUUAUUCACGUUAUUUUUGCUGAAGAAAAAUCAUCUUAUUUGUUUCUUAUCAAUGACAAUUCAGAAACAGCAAAAGACAAAUUAGAAGAGACAGGAAGUUGAAACUAGGGUCAGAGUUUAUGUAAAUAAAGAGUUUAGGAAAUUAUAUUUUGUUUGGUCACACAUGGGGGAAAGUUUGUGAUGAUAAAAUCAGUUUUGUUUCUGAGACC